AUGGGUCUUCCUCUAAUGAUGGAGAGAUCAUCAAACAACAACGACAACAAGAACAACGUCGUCGAGCUUUCUCGAGUGGCGGUUUCAGACACACAUGGUGAAGACUCACCUUACUUCGCCGGCUGGAAAGCUUACGACGAAAACCCUUACGACGAAUCUUAUAACCCUUCCGGUGUCAUUCAAAUGGGUCUCGCUGAGAAUCAGGUCUCGUUCGAUCUUCUAGAAAGUUACUUGGAGAAAAAGAACCCAGAAGGUUCGAUGUGGGGAUCCAAAGGAGCACCAGGGUUCAGAGAAAACGCACUAUUCCAAGACUACCAUGGUCUCAAAUCUUUCAGACAAGCCAUGGCUAGCUUCAUGGAGCAGAUUCGAGGAGGUAAAGCUAGAUUUGAUCCUGACCGGAUCGUCCUCACCGCCGGAGCCACCGCUGCUAACGAACUCUUAACUUUCAUCCUCGCUGAUCCCAACGACGCCCUUCUCGUCCCCACACCGUAUUAUCCAGGAUUCGAUAGAGAUUUGAGAUGGAGAACCGGAGUGAAAAUAGUACCGAUCCAUUGCGACAGCUCGAACAAUUUCCAGAUAACCCCAGAGGCGCUCGAGUCAGCAUACCAAACGGCUCGUGAAGCCAACAUUAGAGUCCGAGGAGUGCUCAUAACCAACCCAUCGAACCCAUUAGGCGCGACGGUCCAAAAGAAAGUUCUAGAAGAUCUCCUUGACUUCUGCGUACGCAAGAACAUUCACUUGGUCUCAGACGAGAUAUACUCCGGCUCGGUCUUCCACGCCUCCGAGUUCACCAGCGUCGCUGAGAUCGUAGAGAACAUCGAUGACGUGUCAUUCAAGGAACGUGUCCACAUCGUCUACAGCCUCUCCAAGGAUCUUGGCCUUCCCGGUUUCCGAGUCGGAACUAUAUACUCUUACAACGAUAAUGUUGUGCGGACAGCGAGAAGGAUGUCGAGUUUUACGCUUGUUUCGUCUCAGACACAACACAUGUUGGCUUCUAUGUUGUCCGAUGAGGCGUUCACGGAGAAGUACAUAAGGAUAAACCGGGAAAGACUUAGAAGAAGGUACGAAACAAUUGUGGACGGGCUUAAGAAGGCAGGGAUCGAGUGUUUGAAGGGAAACGCAGGGUUGUUCUGUUGGAUGAAUUUGGGUUUCUUGCUCGAGAAGAAAACAAAAGAAGGUGAGCUCGAGCUUUGGGAUGUGAUCUUGAAGGAGCUGAAGCUAAAUAUAUCUCCGGGAUCUUCAUGCCAUUGCACGGAGUUUGGAUGGUUUAGGGUUUGUUUUGCUAAUAUGAGUGAGAAGACUUUGGAGCUUGCGUUGAAGAGGAUACAUGAGUUCAUGGACAAACGAAGAAGCUUUUGA
Molecule: messenger RNA, 1359 nt
Organism: Microthlaspi erraticum
Lineage: Eukaryota; Viridiplantae; Streptophyta; Magnoliopsida; Brassicales; Brassicaceae
Source: the annotation of a GenBank genome assembly